Fundulus heteroclitus (mummichog) is the source of this 3497-nucleotide messenger RNA. RefSeq names its product one cut homeobox 2 (gene onecut2). Gene Ontology annotation, biological process: regulation of transcription by RNA polymerase II. The record is from RefSeq and is a predicted model, not a curated record. NCBI's taxonomy places the organism in Eukaryota, Metazoa, Chordata, Actinopteri, Cyprinodontiformes, Fundulidae. Bases 262 to 1605 code for a protein of 447 amino acids. The transcript is spliced from 2 exons. Gene Ontology annotation, cellular component: nucleus. Gene Ontology annotation, molecular function: RNA polymerase II cis-regulatory region sequence-specific DNA binding; DNA-binding transcription factor activity, RNA polymerase II-specific.
AGGGUGGGUUGAGCGGCCGGGUAGGGACCGCGGACAGCUCCGCUCCGGGCAGCAGAGCAGCACCGGAGGAGGAGAGGGCUGGAUAUGGGGGAGCCGCCGCACAGGCCCGUCUGAUCCACAGAGACACACAAAGAGCUGGAGCCGGGGGAGGAGGACGGGAGCACGGCGCGGAGACACCGGGACCGACCGGUUCUGACCCAUCCCGGAGGAGACAGAGGACAACCGAUUCCGCUCGACCCGAUGGACUGAGAGGACAGAUGAAUGAAGACUGCCUACACUAACGCCUAUCGAUGCCUGGCCAAGGACCUGGACGCUUACGCCAUGAACGCGGACAUGACAAUGGACGGCCUGGGCAGCCUGCACGGGGGGGUGGCCCCUGACGCGGAGCUGAUGAGCGGCUCGUCCGGCCUGCGGAUCCACCAGGACCUGGCGCCGCGGCCGGCCAUGGUGUCCGGCAUGAUCCUGGAGGGCAGCGGGGAGUACCGGCCGGAGCUGUCGCUGCCGCUGCACCACGCCAUGAGCGUGCCGUGCGACGCGUCCUCGCCCGGGAUGAGCGGCACCUACACCACGCUGACCCCGCUGCAGCCGCUGCCGCCCAUCUCCACCGUGUCCGACAAGUUCCACCAUCACCACCACCACCACCACCACCACCAGCGGCUGUCCGGCAACGUCAGCGGCAGCUUCACGCUGAUGCGGGACGAGCGGGGGCUGCCGGGCAUGAACAACAUCUACACCCCCUACAAGGACCACAUGUCCGGGAUGGGUCAGAGCCUGUCCCCGGUGCUGGGCAACGGCCUGGGCUCCAUCCACAACGCGCAGCAGGGGCUCCACAACUACGGCUCCGGCGCGCACGCAGCCCACGACAAGAUGCUCAACUUCGAGCACCACCAGCACCGAGGCCUCGGUGGCCCGACGGCCGGGAUGAUGCCGCACCUGAACGGCAUGCACCACCCGGGGCACCACCCCCACGCCCACCUCCAGUCCCCAUCCCACGGGCCCGUGCUGGCCACCACGCGGGAACGGCCGCCCUCCUCCUCCUCCUCGGGGACGCAGGCGGGCAGCGGCGCGGGCCAGCUGGAGGAGAUCAACACCAAGGAGGUGGCGCAGAGGAUCACGGCGGAGCUGAAGAGGUACAGCAUCCCGCAGGCCAUCUUCGCCCAGAGGGUGCUGUGCCGCUCCCAGGGGACGCUGUCCGACCUGCUGCGCAACCCCAAACCCUGGAGUAAACUAAAGUCCGGCCGGGAGACCUUCCGGAGGAUGUGGAAGUGGCUGCAGGAGCCCGAGUUCCAGAGGAUGUCGGCGCUCAGACUGGCAGCAUGCAAACGGAAGGAGCAGGACUCGGGGAAGGAUCGCAACAACACACCAAAGAAGUCGCGGCUGGUCUUCACCGACCUGCAGCGGCGCACCCUGCUGGCCAUCUUCAAGGAGAACAAGCGGCCGUCCAAGGAGAUGCAGCUGACCAUCUCGCAGCAGCUGGGCCUCGAACUCACCACCGUCAGCAACUUCUUCAUGAACGCCCGCCGCCGCAGCCUGGACAAAUGGACAGACGACGGAGCCAGCCCCGGGGGCCAGUCCUCAGCGUCCAGCACUUGUACCAAAGCAUGAUAGAAGACGGGGAGGGAAACACGGAGAUACGGGGAUGGACUUAAGGGGAGGGGGUCCAGGUUUUGUCCGGUUGAAGCGGGACAGAAAACUUUUUACAUGAUUUUUUUCUUCUUUCCUUGAGGGUACAAACAGAGAGAGGGGCUGCUAACUGCCACGACUUGUAGCCGAAUCGCCUUCUGCUAAUUUAUCUCAAACCCAUAAAGAAAGCCGGAGGCUAAGCUCACUAAAAAACAUACAAAACCUCACCUUGGAGGGGGGAACACCUUCUAAAUCAUAGACCACAACCGUGAUGUCUCCUUUAGGACGCUAGGCUGACACGCUAGCCCAAAAACCAAAGACUAGAAGACAAUGUGUGUUUUCUAUUAUGCAAUAUAAGCUAGGAAACAACCAAACAAGAAACCAAGGAAAGCUUUAUGACUGCAGAAUGUGACAGAUGCUCGGGGACGUUUUCUGUGGAUGUUCUGUUCGGUUCCAGCCCUCAAAGAUCCAAAGACGCAUCAGGAGUUGGGUUUUUAGAAAACCGACUCGCCGAGGGGAACUUUUACUUCUACCAAACCAAAGACAGACGACAUUAAAAGGAACGGCGCACAAUAGUUUUCACCUUAAAACCACUAAAUCUGCCAUCAGCGUUCGGAGAUUUGACUCUUUAAAGAAGGUGGCGAGAUAUGCAAGCACAAAGAUUCAGCGGACGACCCAACGCUCAGCUCAAGCUUCGUCGCUCCCCGCGGGGUUAGGCGGCGCGCCAGAACAAGUGAGCACAACCUUAAAGCACAUUUUCUUUGCAAUAGAACCGGAGCCGGCGGCCGACCCGAGUGGGCUUCGCAUCUUAGAAAACUCAGGAUGCCAUUUUAUUUUCUAAACAGUGGCUGAAGUCCAUUCGGUGCGCGUCGGGAAAAGUAGUCGUGUGCGGACGCAUUCAAACGCGGCUGGUUUUUUUUUAUUUUUGUUUCUUUUGCAGGAAAAACCCAACUUUAAAGAGUCGUUUCCUAAAGUUCUCCCACCCUGACCCCCCCGCCCGCCCUGCGCUCCGUUAAUAUCGGCUAAAUCUAGCUCACCGACCGUUUCAGUGAUGGCAGCACCUUCCACAAACCACCAGAGCAGAGCGACGGUCUAAUUUAUAGAGUAAUGCAGAGCAAUCCCCGCUGAGGUUCAGGAAGUAUGAGACAUGCUGUAAUCCCCCCCCCCCCCUAAUGGGGAGACAGAACGAGUGUUUUUUCCUGCCCUUUAAACCAAAAACCAAAGACGCUCGUGGAAGAUACUGACUGCCAUCCCGAUUCCUCCAUAAUAAAAUAAAAUAAAAACCAUAACCGGUAGAACCUGGAGACCACCUGAACCCGACGGGGGGGCCGACUAUCCAGGCGGAUCAGGGCCUUUGUAAUAGUUAAAGAGGACAAUCUAAAGACGAUGCCUGGCAAGUCCGUCCUUCCUGAGGGUCAGUGGGUCGCAAACGAGAAAAUAGCUCCCAAAGCCGCAAAUAAUCAUUUAAAAAGUCUUCAGCCGAUUUAUUUUUUCGCUGAUUCCGAGGCGUGACGUGCAGAUGGGCGCUCUCGUUGCCUCUUUCUAUGACUGUGUGUUUGUAGCAUGUCCAUCGAUCCAAAUAGUCUAAAAAAAACGGAUGUAAAUACCGACACCGCCCCUGAAAAAUCCGUCAGCAGCUCGGUUUCAGACGUCCUUACAUCCACCACCGCCUCAAUCAUCUUCCACUCAAGCUAUUAAACCAAAAAAUGAAACCAAAGCAAAGCGAAGGCGUCAGUCAGCAGCCCCUGCUCCCUUAGAGAAUCCAGGCUGGACACGCGGCCUGAUCCCAGCCAAAGGCUUUAAGAACAUUUUAGGAUAAAAGAAAAAAAUGGACACUUGAGACUUUUUCUAUUUAUUGACAAAUCGAAACCAAA